This is a messenger RNA of Symbiodinium sp. CCMP2592, 2391 nucleotides long. The record is from the annotation of a GenBank genome assembly. Lineage: Eukaryota; Dinophyceae; Suessiales; Symbiodiniaceae.
AUGGACGUUGUUGAGCCGCCGUCUAUCACACGGCCGAGGUUUCAGUACACACUCUUGGAAGAAUAUCCUCUGCCGUUGCCAGCAGCAGAUGAAGACGAUCCCCUGGAUGUUUUGAGGACUAGCGUCUUCCGUUGGGCCAAAGACAGGGGUCGAAAACUUGGCGAUUUCCGAUCGCCCCAAUGGACGUCCAAAGGCUAUGUCUUGGUUGGGAAGUGUGUAAAGCACACCGAUUGCCAUGCAGGCAAGGGCCGUCACUUUAAGUUCCAUGGUGGCCAUGCAGAGAAUCUGCGAACCUACAUUCUUUCGGUUUGGACCAGUGGCAGAUGCUCGGGAGAAGAGCGUGUGCUACGUCCAACAGUGGCUUGUGGUACUGGUCCGACUCACCAGGACCGCGAGGAUGUUCUGCAGAUUGCCGACCAGUUGCUAGCACGCAACGUGCCCUGCACCCCUACCAACGUGGCGGCCCAGCUGAAACGCUUGAUUGAGCCAAAGCACAUCGCUGCCAUCUUGAGACAGCGAAGGCGACAGUUUGGGGCGAACACGUCGGAGUGGCAAGCCAACAUUCCUGAGUUCGAGGCUUGGGCUGUUGCAAGCAGCAAUGACUACGAAGCUGAUCUUCGUGUUGCGCGAUAUGAAAUCCGCCCAGAGGUGCGGUGGGUCCUGCUGGUGCGUCCGUUUUUGGGAGAAGCUAGAGGAACUUCUUCCAGAACCCCUGCUGGAUGUGGCGACCUGGUGGCGAAGGUCUUUCUGGCCACUUAUCCUGGCCAUGUGGCCGGGCAACGAAGACAACGAGGCAGCGAUCCGUUUCCAAGCAGGCGCAACCACAACAGCGGCACUGCGCAGGCUCGCGGUGUGCAACGGAGACGGCGAAGCAGGGCUGCUCGGGGACGUGGACAAGGGGGCGGCGGGCGACGGCGUGGUGUGGCGGCUGAGCAGCCGCUCCCCAUUGAGCAGGGCCCAGAACGUGCCAUUCCGCCUCACCUGACUUCGCGCCCCAUUGGCGUUUUCCUCCGCAUUGUCUCCGAGAGCAUGUUUGUACCGACCAUGCUCUCCUUUCACCUCUUUUGGAAGGUCACGCGAAGGAGAAUGGAGCACUGGCCAGACCCGCAGUUUGCGAAUUACUUCUUUCAACGCUACAUCAAGGAGGAGCUGUUCCAGGAACAGCCGCUGUACACAGCAUCGUGGCAUUGCGGUGUGGCAGGGAGAUCCUUGCCAGGACUUCCUGCGUCGCAACAGACGGCGGAGCAAGCCUGGCGCUGCCUUUUGGCACCUCGGGAAGUCCGCACCCACAUGGACCUCAUCCAGGCGCUCAGGCGAACUUUGCGGAUUUGGUCCCAGCCACUGACGGCGGAGCUUGCCAAGUGCGACAAGGGUGUGAGGACUUUGAUGGCAACUCGUGGCGGGCUUCAUUUGCAACGACCACAGACGCCGGACCCUUGGAUGUUGGCUGACGGUCAAACGAUUCGACGCCCGGGAGGGUUGCAGACCUACUUUCCCAGCAUUCACACCAUUGUUGCCAACAGCAAACGUUUGGACAUGGCCAACAAGACGUUUUUGUGCAUGGCGGUGGGCAAGCCAGUGGCAGUGCCUCAUCCGCGCAAGUUGUAUGACCUCCUGGGUCAAGAGACUGAGGCGCAGCUGUUGCAAAAGUGGCAGGCCGAGGGCUUUGUUUUGGAGGCCGCGGGCGAGCCCCCCCGCAUGAGUCUCCAAGCCCUGCGCCAGGCAGAGCUCGACAAGCUCACUGUCGCGAAGUUGAAGGAACGCCUCAGCAAGCUUGGCAAGAGGAAGAAGGGUGAAAGCAAGGUGAGCGUGAAGGACAGGAGCGUUCCUAAGGCUUGGAAGAACGUGGAGCUCUGCGUUCCGAAGCAGCCGUUUGAGCGCUUGUGCAAAGAGGUCUUUGAGGAGGCGUUCCAGAGACACUUCAGCGGUCUUGCCUCUGACGGAAAGACAGUUCUGCUCAAAGAUGUCGAAGACAGUGCUCCAACCCGGAUGCAUGUGAGCAAGUCCGCGAUUGCAGUCCUCCACACAGCAUUCGAAGAGUAUGGUUCGUGCUUGUUCACAGAUGCUUCGACCUUUGCGACCCAUGCCAACAGGACUGGCGUGGGCCUGUCCGACUUGCGGCUUGUGACGGGGUUGAGGUCUGGGCUGCUGCAGCGGAAUCGGGAAGAGGCAGAAGCACUUAGGCAGAACAGAACGAUAGCCUGGCUGAGAAAGUUUACGCUUCCGCCGAGCGUGAGUGGGGCAGCGGGUCUCGCAGUGAAGCCAGUCGGCUGCAGAGAGAUGUUCUCGAUUUUUUCCUGUGCCCCCAAGCACACCUCAUUUGCUCUUUGGGACAACUUUGGGGGUUGGGGGCUCUGCGACCUCAUAAUCUCCAGAAUUGAUGUCCUUUGA